AUGGCCUGGACUCCUCUCCUGCUGGUGCUCCUCUCUCUCUGCACAGGUUCCCUCUCCCAGCCCGUGCUGACUCAGCCGGCCUCCUUCUCUGCGUCUCCAGGAGCAUCAGCCAGACUCACCUGCACUCUGAGCAGUGGCUACAGUGUUGGUAGCUAUCAAAUGUCCUGUUUCCAGCAGAAGCCAGGGGGCCCUCCCCAGUACCUCCUGAUGUUCAAGUCACACUCCGAUAAGCCCCAGGGCUCCAGGGUCCCCAGUCACUUCUCUGGAUCCAAGGCUGCCUCGGCCAACACAGAGCUCCUGCUCAUCUCUGGGCUGCAGACUCAGGAUGAGGCUGAUUGUAACUGCUACUGUCACCAAAACACUGGUAUUUACCAGGUGCUUCAGACUGUGCAAGGCUGA
This is a messenger RNA of Capra hircus (goat), 399 nucleotides long. RefSeq names its product immunoglobulin omega chain-like. The record is from RefSeq and is a predicted model, not a curated record. Lineage: Eukaryota; Metazoa; Chordata; Mammalia; Artiodactyla; Bovidae. The transcript has 2 exons. Bases 1 to 399 code for a protein of 132 amino acids. Gene Ontology annotation, biological process: immunoglobulin production; immune response.